Messenger RNA from Triticum aestivum (bread wheat), 2593 nucleotides. RefSeq lists its product as uncharacterized. NCBI's taxonomy places the organism in Eukaryota, Viridiplantae, Streptophyta, Magnoliopsida, Poales, Poaceae. Bases 726 to 2210 code for a protein of 494 amino acids. The transcript is spliced from 5 exons. The record is from RefSeq and is a predicted model, not a curated record. Gene Ontology annotation, biological process: regulation of asymmetric cell division.
AUUGUUUCGCCUGGUUUCCUAUGUGGGAGUUCUUGGUUUUUGUUGAUUUUUAGAUGAAUUUCGCUUCCUCGCCAUGCACCGGCGGUUUGCUCCUUGUGCCGACCUCAACUCAGCAGAGAAAAUCAUUACUGAUCUGACCUAGCUAGGACAGAGAAGAACCAGGAAGCACAAAUUUGCUACAGGAUGGCAAACACAUGGCAAUUAGACGAACUCUUCUUCUUCUUCUUCUUCUUCUUCUUCUUCUUCUUCUUCUUCUUCUUCUUCUUCUUCUUGUGGUUUUCUAUAGUAUUUGCGGGUGAGUUCUUGUUCUCUGCCUGCUUGCCUGUACCGUAGUUACUGCUGUUGGGGGCACGCUUACCUAUCGACAGCAGUACAACAACUUCUGCUCAUGCAGUUAAGUCCAUUAAACGCACUACAGCUUCACCCUGCAUCUUCAACUUUUGUACCUGUUACGGCGGAAUCGGCGCACGGCUCUCCAACUCCAAUCCCAAUCCCCGGUACGCUAUCGGGAGUAGAUUCUGUGCGCAUCGCGUUCUUGCCGGACGCCGGUUCUUCUUUCUCUUCUCUUCUGAGAGAGUGUUCUUGCCGUUCUUGGACAACAGCUUCCCGUUGAUUCGGAGACACACAACUCUGCUCUCUCUGAAUCGGCGGCUCGGUGAUGGCUUGGUGGAGAUAGGCCGCGGACCAUGAAGCUAGUUUGCAGGACCGAGCAUUUCACAGAAUAAAUGGUUGAGGACAAAAAUCCAUCACAAGAUAUGGUAGACAUAGCUGGACAUGUAGAGCAGGAGGAUCCUUCUUAUGAAAAGGACAUCGUGGAGAUCAAAUUGCCAGACAGUGUUGCUUCUUUUGAUUAUGGUGGUAAUUUUGUCAAAGAUGUCUGCAUUGAUGACGGACAACCUCUUCCUCGGAAGAUUUCAGAAGAUAAAGUAGUAGAUGAAAAGUCAUCUCCAAAUUUUGAUUGUCAAAUGAUACACGCAAAUGGUGCUCCGACGUACAUAGAAAAAGAUUGUGCUGCAAAAUCUUUCCACAAACCGAAACCAGAAGCAGUUCAACCUGUUCAUUUUGCUCCUGAUAGUAACAAUGAGAAACGAUAUUCUUCUUGUGAAAAACAUGAUCCUGAAGGCAGGAGUAAAGCCACUAAUUUUGGUGAUCUCAGUGAGAGGAAAAUAAGUUUGGAAGAAUUACUUAGACUCGAAAGUGCAGAAGAGUCCCUGCAUAAAGGUGCAAUAAGCUCUGAAACCAGUAAAAAUCAUAUGCCAUCUUUCCAUGGAGCAGCAGUCGGGCAGGUUUCCGCAAAUGUGGGUCAUGGAGUCGAAGCUAUUGCAUCCAAAACCAGUAGUCUUGUUAAUGAUAUUGUAUCAAGUAAGAACAACAUUAAUGAUUGCUCAGUAACAACCUCUGAAGAAUGUGAUGCAGCGGCAUCAUUUGAUGCGAGAGGACAGAACCUAAUUGAUCACUAUAAUCCUUUUGUUGGUCAUGGGUUCCUAGAGGAUACAUGUAAACCAGAAUGCUCUACAUCAGCAAUCGCAGAUGCUGCUUCGACUGGACCUAUCUGCACUUUCGAGAAGACUGAUACUAUUAGUGCUGAAGGAUUUAAUGAAGUCAAAAUAACUGAACCUAGGGUUGAUGCUCUGAGUUCUCUAGGUUCAGAGAUCCGAUCGUCUGCGAAGAGCAAUGAUCAGAAUGGAAGUAUUACGGGUGAAACAAUAACCAACAAGAUGCAUGAAACAGAAGCAGCUACAACUUCAUCAGCUGAAAAUGUAGAGCCCAAUGGAGCAAAUGGGGAGAAUAGUGAAAAACAUGAGACUGGUGGUACCGCCGAUAUACAUGGUUCCAGCCAGAUAGAUGAAGGAACUAAUGAUGACGCGGUUAGUAGGAGUCCUGUGCUGGCACAACAUGAUAAUGUGUGCGAACAGAAUGCACCUGAUAGUGCAAAAGCGCCAUCUCGAACUGGAAACGGUUACCCCCCCUUUGAACCGGGUUUUGGUCCUAGUAUUAUGUCUGCUCCAGUGUCAAACUCUGGCCAUCUUGCUUAUUCUGGCAAUAUCUCCAUCCGGUCAGAUAGUAGCACGACCAGCACCCGGUCCUUUGCAUUUCCAGUAGUGCAGAAGGACUGGAUCAGCAGCCCGGUGAGGAUGGCGAAAGGAGACCGGAGGCGCACCAGGCGGCGCCGAGGCUGGAGGAAGGGGCUUCUCUGCUGUAAAUUCUGAGCGCGUUUUCCCUGAAGAGCUUUUAUAUCUGUUCUAUUGCAGGUUAAGUUCAUGGCUUGUGCUCCCUCUGUUCGGAAUUAACUGUCGCUGAAGUGAGUAAAUCUACACACUGAAACGCGUCUUAGAUACACUCAUUUCAGCGACAGGUAAUUCCGAAUGGAGGUAGUAAUAAUUUGUAUCAUGAGAGUGAGGUGAGGAGUGAAAGAGGUAUAUAUAGUUGUAGUGUAGCGAUCGUGCUUGGCACUAGGUCCUGCAUGAAUUAGCUUUAUUGUUCUUGUUAGUUUGAGCUCAUGGUUGGUUGAUUACCCGUGCUUGAUUCAUAUUUCAGAGAGAGUGUUACAAACAGCUAGUGCUUUGAACGGUGUCUCAGCGUUGUUUUGUUA